Molecule: messenger RNA, 339 nt
Organism: Populus euphratica (Euphrates poplar)
Lineage: Eukaryota; Viridiplantae; Streptophyta; Magnoliopsida; Malpighiales; Salicaceae
Product: LOB domain-containing protein 33-like
Exons: 2
Coding region: 1-339 (112 amino acids)
Biological process (GO): positive regulation of DNA-templated transcription; hormone-mediated signaling pathway
Cellular component (GO): nucleus
Source: RefSeq, a predicted model, not a curated record
AUGCAAAUUCCUGAGAAGAAAGUGCACAAGCGAAUGUGUGUUUCACCGUACUUGUGUUACGACCAGGUUGCGGCCCACUUAGCAGCAGCGCACAAAGUGCUCGUUGCAAGCAAUGUUUCAAAGCUAUUAGUGCACCUACCACUGCACAAACGAGGUGAUGCUGCUAUCACCAUACCUUAUGAAGCACUGGCUAGGAUGCGAGAUCCAAUAUAUGGUUGUGUUGCGUAUAUCUUUGCACUCCAACAACAGGUGUCUAUGGUGUUUCUCAAGGUUGCCAUCUUACAAGAGGAGAUGGAAAUUCUUGGGAACCAGAUGGCCAGUCUCACAGUCGGGAACUAG